AUGGAGGAACAAAGAGUGGAAAGCUCUAAGAGGCUAUUUCGAGGUGUUGUAGCAGAUAUCAAAGGAAGAGCUUUGUGUUACAAGCAAGAUUGGAUCUCUGGUCUUCGUUCUGGUUUCGGGAUUUUAACACCGACGACAUAUAUUUUCUUCGCCUCUGCGCUUCCGGUUAUCGCCUUUGGCGAGCAACUUAGCCGCGACACAGAGGGAACGUUGAGCACAGUAGAAACGUUAAAAUCAACAGCAUUAUGUGGAGUGAUACAUUCCAUCUUGGGAGGACAACCAUUGUUGAUAGUUGGAGUUGCAGAACCAACUGUCUUAAUGUACAUUUACGUGUACAACUUCGCUGAAGGAAGACCAGAACUAGGCAAACAACUCUACUUAGCUUGGGUUGCUUGGGUUUGUGUGUGGACGGCUUUGUUACUGUUCCUAAUGGCGAUAUUCAACGCGGCUGAUAUCAUUAACCGGUUCACGAGGAUCGCUGGUGAGCUGUUUGGUAUGUUGAUCUCUGUUCUGUUCAUCCAACAAGCCAUUAAGGGAAUCGUGAGCGAAUUUGGGUUGCCGAAAAAUGAGGACUCAAAUCUUGAAAAGUAUCAGUUUGAGUGGCUUUACACAAAUGGACUUCUCGGCCUCGUUUUCACCUUUGGCCUUCUCUACACCUCUUUGAAGAGCAGAAAAGCGAGGUCUUGGCGAUACGGAACAGGAUGGUACAGAAGCUUCAUCGCCGACUACGGAGUUCCUUUGAUGGUUGUGGUUUGGACAGCAUUAUCGUUCAGUACGCCAUCUAAACUCCCUUCUGGUGUCCCGAGAAGACUCUUUAGUCCUCUUCCAUGGGACUCUGCUUCUUUAUCACAUUGGACUGUCAUCAAGGACAUGGGGAAAGUCUCUCCGGGGUACAUUUUUGCAGCGUUUAUACCCGCAUUGAUGAUCGCAGGUCUCUACUUCUUUGACCACACUGUUGCCUCGCAGCUUGCGCAGCAAAAGGAGUUCAACCUCAAAAACCCUUCUGCGUAUCACUAUGACAUUCUCUUGUUAGGUUUCAUGACAUUAGUCUGUGGAUUGCUCGGUCUGCCUCCGUCCAACGGAGUCCUCCCUCAGUCUCCUAUGCAUACUAAAAGCCUCGCUGUUCUCAAACGACAGUUAAUCCGGAGGAAGAUGGUGAUGAGAGCCAAAGAAAGCAUCAAACAGAGAGCAACUUCCUCCCAAAUGUACGAGAAUAUGCAACAAGUCUUCAUAGAAAUGGACAAAAACCAACUUGUUGAGACAAACCCUACAUUGUUGAUUGAGCUGCAAGAUUUGAAAGAGGCAGUGAUGAAGAAGAGUGACGACCAAGGCGAUAGCAAUGAGGAGAGUAGUUUCGAUCCAGAGAAGCAUCUUGAUGCUUACUUGCCCGUUCGAGUCAACGAGCAAAGAGUAAGCAACUUAUUGCAGUCACUACUAGUGGGAGGUGCAGUGUUUGCUAUACCAGCCAUUAAGCUCAUACCAACUUCUCUUCUAUGGGGAUAUUUCGCUUACAUGGCUAUCGAUAGCCUCCCGGGAAACCAAUUUUUCGAACGAACAAUGCUUCUCUUCGUCCCGCAAAACCGGAGAUUCAAGGUCUUGGAAGGAGCUCACGCGUCUUUCGUGGAGAAAGUACCGUAUAAGUCAAUGGCUGCGUUCACAGUGUUUCAGAUAGUCUACUUGGGGCUAUGCUACGGAAUAACGUGGAUACCGGUGGCCGGAAUCAUGUUUCCGGUUCCUUUUUUCCUCUUAAUAGCCAUCAGACGGUACCUUCUCCCUAAGCUCUUUAAACCGGCUCAUCUCCGAGAACUCGAUGCCUCUGAGUAUGAGGAGAUCCCUGGAACUCCUAGAAACCCGCCCGGACUGUCUUUCCGGUCGACUGGCUCGAUGAGAGACGUUCUAGAGUACGACGCUGAGAUUUUAGACGAGUUAACCACGAGCAGAGGCGAGUUCAGAGUCCGUACCGUCAAUGUUAACGAAGACAAAGGCCACCAGAUUUACCCCACGGAGAUUGUAGAAGCAGAGGAUGGGGACACGAGUACUGCGAGAGAGUGA
Messenger RNA from Arabis nemorensis, 2052 nucleotides. NCBI's taxonomy places the organism in Eukaryota, Viridiplantae, Streptophyta, Magnoliopsida, Brassicales, Brassicaceae. The record is from the annotation of a GenBank genome assembly.